UGGUAUUAUUUGCGGCUAUGUCGGUUGCAGUUCGCGGACUUCCUGAGCACGAGAUUUACGCUUCAGCUUACGCUAAACCUGAGCACGAGCCAUACGCUUCAACUUACGCUAAACCCGAGCACCUAGCGUACGCUUCAACGUACUCCAAGCCUGUGGAUUACUACGCUUAUCCCAGAUAUCAUUUCAAUUACGGCGUGAAGGAUUAUCACACAGGUGACCUCAAGAGCCAGUGGGAACAAAGAGAUGGCGAUAAGGUGAAAGGGUCCUACAGCGUCCUUGAACCGGACGGUUCGGUUCGCACGGUCGAUUAUACAGCCGAUGAUCUUAACGGCUUCAAUGCGGUUGUCAAGAGAACUGGCCCAUCACGACAUCCUGUGUCGAAACAGGUUUUUUCCAGUCAACACGUGGUAGAACCCUUCCAUUCAGUACCAGGCCAACUUUCACCGACAAUUUCAAUUCCUAAAGACGUGUUACCAACAAAAUCACCAAGUUACAUUCCCCAGGUUUCAGAUUACUCCGCAGCACUUCAAAUUCUCCGUACAGGAAAACAACACUAUUCUCCAGAUACUGGCGCACUAAGUGUAUAUAACAUACCUGGUGGGCUAAACUUAUACGAUUCGCCAACAUACAGUGCCCAGACUUUACAGGCAGAUGACUCAGAACCGGCUGCCAAUCCUGGUCCAGUUCUGUUCCCUCAGACACCGGAAGAGCCACAGAAUGAAAGUUCGGAUCAAAAACAGAAGACGCUCUCAUUCGGCAGCGUUCAGAGUCACGAAGGGACACAAAAUCUCGCGAAGAUAUAUCGUGAUUUUCUCAGAACGCGGCCUGGGAGAAAUGGCCGUGUUUAAGAAGUGGAGGGCAGUGGGUUGUCCACUUGGUAUUAUUAUUUGUACAGCGCGGCUUGACUUCAAGUAAUUGAUACAAUCAAACACGAAGCGUAUUAUGUGAUAUAUUAAUACAAAGGAAAUUAAUGAUUAUAAUACUUGAUGCGCUGAUCAUAAAACCUUAACACUGAAACAGGACAGGGUCUAUUCGGCAGCGCAACAGCACACAGAUACAAAAUGAGCUCUCAUAAAAGUGUUCUUCUCUUCUUGUCUGAGGAAAUUACAAACAAACUAGGCUCGUUAGUAAGUAUUAUGUUGUAUGUCAUUUGUUUGUGUCACCAUUUGAGUUUAAAUUUGCAUCCUAAAGCAUUGUUGAAGCAAUAUUUAUGAUCCACACACUUGGAAAUAUUCUAUUCGGUGGUUAUUUCUAGAAAAUAUCAUCUACAGCUAGAAAUAUGUCUACCUGUUACCUCAGAAACACGUGAUCGCAGAAUGAAGCAGUGUUGCCACAAGAAUUGAAGUAUGUAACAUAGAAAAUUCACUCGGACAUAAGGAGUCUCACAGAAAACUAACGAGACUGACUAAGGGGGUUACUUUAUGGUCGAUGACGAAUAUUACCUCCCAUAUGUACAUAUCUAAACUCUACGCAAAAGUAAACUUGUCUUGACAAGUCUAGUGAGUUCAGGGCUGUUGUACUCUAGUGUCCAGAGAGCUCAUCACGAUAAAUAUGGUAAAUAUUUUUAACAGGAUC
This is a messenger RNA of Cryptotermes secundus, 1575 nucleotides long. RefSeq names its product cuticle protein-like. Gene Ontology annotation, cellular component: extracellular matrix. The transcript is spliced from 2 exons. The coding region runs from base 18 to 848 and encodes 276 amino acids. NCBI's taxonomy places the organism in Eukaryota, Metazoa, Arthropoda, Insecta, Blattodea, Kalotermitidae. The record is from RefSeq and is a predicted model, not a curated record.